AGUCUGAGUCUGUCUCAGUGGGGCUCGCUGGCUGACCCGCCUUGUCUGGCCUGGACUCCUAGGAGGGGGAUGUGGGUCCAGGGCUCUGGUCUGGCUGGGGCUGGGCUGGAGCUCAGGAGGACCAUGGUGAUGUUGCAGCCGUUUAGUUCCGGUCUGUUCUCUCCUGGGCCUCUGUUCUCAUCUGCGGCUAUUUCCUGCCAAGGACUGGGGAGGUGGGCUCAAGCAGAGAGAACAGGAUGGGGCAGGGAGGAGGGGUUUGUAGCCUUCCCCUGCCCUGUCCAUCCUUGCCCAGUGGUGCCAGGAGUGUGCUUCCUCCUUCAGACUUCUGUACUGGGGCUGAGCCGAGGGCUGGAUCUGCGUUGCCAGGAAUCCACCGACCUCCACGCAGGGCUGAGAGAGGGAGGGCUCUGCAGGGAGUUAGGGUGUGGCCCGGGUGCUUCCAGGCUCCUAGCUCAGCGCUGGGAGCUGACCCUGCUCCCCUUCCAGACUGAGGGGCCGGACCUGGGCCGUCUCUGCCUCCCUCCAGCCCUGCCUGGACAUCUUCCCUCUAUGGAGGAGAGACAGCCUGGCAGCCAGAGGCAGGAACAGAGGCCUGAGAUGGAGCAAUAGAGCGGUCGAGGCCGAUGGAGAGAGACAGACAAGGGCGGGGGCGCAGAGGAGGGAGGAGGGCUGGGAAGGAGGCCACCAGUGCUAAUAUAAACCAGUUAGAAAAACAGGAGGAUAGGCCAGGCCUCAAGGCCAGCCAGGCAGGGCUUGUUUAUCCAGAAUGAAAGGCCCUUGAGGAGCUGGGGGUGGGGUGCGGAGACAAGUCCUGAUUCCAGUUUGGAAAGGGGGCUCCGCCUCCCAGGGUCUGGAUCCUGCUGAGGAAAUGGGUCCGUUAGGUUGGGGGUGGGGCGUCCUCACAGCCCUGUGUCCUCCCAGUGGGUCCUACCUGUUGUCAGCCCUCAUUCCCUCUUGCUGCAGUAGCAGCAGCCUCCUCCCCUUGCCCGGAGCCCAAGAGUCUGGCUGGGCUGGGCUCCUUGCUUGUCUGAGGACUUGGGGACCAGGGCAGCGUUCAAGAGAGACUCCAGCCCACCAGGGCCUGGGCCUGUGACCAUAAUUCAGUCCAAAUGGGCAGUCCAAAAAUGCACCGUGGGUUUUUGUGGUAGUUUGGUGGAUUUUUUUUCUUUUCUUUUUUUUUGAGGUUUGCUUAACUAGAAAGAGUGGGUUUGAUACACAGUGCAUGCUCUGUUAUUUCACAUUUGUUUACGUGACUUUGUAAGUUUUCCCAGAGCUUCAAAUUUGUGCCUUCUGUUGGGAAGGCUCCCAUACCCCACUUCAUUUCCUCCCCUCUGGGAGGGGUGGGGGGUGAUCCUGGGAGCACCGUACCUGGGUCUGGGUGGUGUUUCUGCUCUUGAUGGUGGGCAGAUGGGGUGGGGGCACCAGGACAGGGGGUCACCCGGCUCCCCGCUCAGCUCUCAGGGGCCUCACCCCUCAUCCCCCUGGCUGGCUGAAGAUGACUGAUGAACAGCAGUGCCCAUCAUGCUCUCCGGAAGGGGCCCCCCUACCUCCCUAGGGCCCGUGCGACUCUUAUCCCCACCUCACAGUUGAGGAAACGCAGCCCCCAGAGGCGAAGGGUCACCACAGGGCCAACGGGAAGACCUGGUGGUCUGGCAGCCUGGGGUCCUUGGGGUCAGACCCAGGAUGCCUUUCUGCUCUCCUGCAGUGGGGGGAUGCCUUGGCCAGUGUUCACUUACAGAGAUGCUGGUGAGGAGAUACUCCCCCCAGAACCCCAGACCUGCAGUGGCCCCAGAAGGGCUCUGUAUGUAUGUCACAGACACCCACAAGGCAUCUGGGGCCAUACCCUCAGGCCCCCCUGCCCCUUCUGGGCUGGGCUACUGCCACCUUCUCCAGGACCCAAGCCAGAGUGACUCCCCUCACCCUUGGGAACACAGUGGCCAAGGCCUGACACCUCCCACCAGGCCCGCCAAGGACCAAGGACCGGGGGAAGGCGGGGAGGCCAAGGGGCCGGGCAGGAGCGGAGGGGGCGGUCUGCUCUGAUGUCACAGCGGGUGCUGGGGAGGGGAGGGGGAGGGGGAGGGGGCCGGGCUGUUUUUCUGGAGAGUUAGAGCCUGAGUGAGACAAAGCGCCGGCGGGCCAGGCGGGCCAGGCAGGCGCCAUGGAGCUGCGGGCCCGGGUCCUGCUCUGGAAACUUGUGCUUCUGCAGAGCUCUUCUGUCCUUCUGUCCUCAGGGCCAGCCGGGCCCGCGACCCCCGGCAGCUCCGUGGUGUCCGAGUCUGCAGUGAGCUGGGCAGCCGGCGCCCGGGCGGUGCUGCGCUGUCAGAGCCCGCGCAUGGUGUGGACGCAAGACCGGCUGCACGACCGCCAGCGCGUGGUCCACUGGGACCUCAGCGGCGGCCCGGCCGGCGGCUCCGCGCGCCGACUCGUGGACAUGUACUCGGCGGGCGAGCAGCGCGUGUACGAGCCGCGCGACAGCGGCCGCCUGCUGCUGACCCCCACCGCCUUCCAGGACGGCAACUUCUCGCUGCUCAUCCGCGCGGUGGAGGACACAGACGAGGGGCUGUACACCUGUAACCUGCACCACCAUUACUGCCACCUCUACGAGAGCCUGGCCGUGCGCCUCGAGGUCACCGACGACCCCCGGGCCGCCGGCGCGCACUGGGACGGCGAGAAGGAGGUGCUGGCGGUGGAGCGCGGCGCGCCCGCGUUGCUGACGUGCGUGAACCGCGCGCACGUGUGGACCGACCGGCACCUGGAGGAGGCGCAGCAGGUGGUGCACUGGGACCGGCAGCCGCCCGGGGUGCCGCACGACCGCGCGGACCGCCUGCUCGACCUGUACGCGUCGGGCGAGCGCCGCGCCUACGGGCCGCCCUUCCUGCGGGAGCGCGUGGCGGUGGGGGCGGACGCCUUUGCGCGCGGUGACUUCUCGCUGCGCAUUGACCCGCUGGAGCCGGCAGACGAGGGCACCUACUCCUGCCACCUGCACCACCACUACUGCGGCCUGCACGAGCGCCGCGUCUUCCACCUGAAGGUCACCGAGCCCGCCGCCCGGCCGCCCCCGCGGGACUCGCCGGGCAACGGUUCCAGCCACAGCGGCGCGCCCGGCCCAGGUGCAGGAGACCCCACGCUGACGCGCGGCCGCAGCGUCAUCAACGUCAUCGUCCCCGAGGGCCGGGCCCACUUCUUCCAGCAGCUGGGCUACGUGCUGGCCACGCUGCUGCUCUUCAUUCUGCUGCUCAUCACGGUCAUCCUGGCCACCCGACAGCGCCGCCGCGGAGGCUACGAAUACUCCGACAAGAAGUCCAAGUCCAAGGGGAAGGACGUGAACAUGGUGGAGUUUGCUGUGGCUGCCGGCGACCAGCCUCUUUACAGGAGGGAGGACAUCCGACUAGGUUACAAAAACAACCUCCUGAAGGAGAGGGUUGAGCUGUCCCACAGCCCCCUGCCCGCCAAGAGCAUCGACUUGGACAAAGCAGAGGGGCGGAGGGCAGACACCCGCCUGUCCCCUUGGCUUCCAGAGUUCAGGAAGGAGUACUGCAAAUAAGGCGACCCCGGGCUCCUGGCUGGGCCAGCAGCUCUGCCAGCUCUUGUCUGUCCACCUCGGAAGACUCUUCCUGACCCCCAUGCAGCUCGCCUGGCCCCCCUUCCAGCGGCUGGUCCCGCUGUCCUGGAACUUGGCCUGGACUGGUGCAGGGUGAGGCUGCCUCCAGACCCCUCUUGGGGGCCACCUGAUCCUCAUUUGCGAUCGUGGGCUCCUUAGGACUCUGCCGGCACUGCAGCCGGGCCCCUUCUGCAGCCCUCGGCCGGUGCUCUUCCCUCCUCGCAUGGCCACGACCCCGCUGAUGUUCACCAGUCUCUCAGGCUCUCCUGGCCUCUGCCCACUGGGGGCUGGGAGCCCCACCUCUGCAGGGAGAGGGCCGUGAGGGGGCUCAGUGGGGAUCCUUGGAGCUGGGGUUCAGCCUCAGGCCUGGCACUCCCACCCCUUCCUUGCCCUGUCCUUAGGGGAGCUGCCUGCCAGCUCCCCUCGACGGCACCCCGAGUUUCGCUGCCAGGCUGUCUUGGGCUCUUCAUGGUAACCCGAGGACCGCGCACUGCAGGCCCGGGGCUAGUGUCCCUCUGCGCUGCCUCCGGCCUCCUGGGGCCCCCUCUCUGCUUCCCACCCUGCUUCGGCCCUGUUUCCAGCAAGCUGCCUUGACAGUCACUAGGCUCCAUGUGACUUCCGAGCCUGACUCCCUUCCCUCGGCCCCUCCUUGGGCUGGAGUCCAGGCUGAGGCCUCAUUGGACUGCGUUUUGGCUGAGGAUGGGGGGCGGGGGGGGGCGGUGAGGAUGGUCUUAGAGUGGCUGGUGCUGCCACUCCUGACACCCCACAUUUGCUCAUCCUGGGGAAUCGCUAUCAUCUCAAUAAAGACCACAUCUGAUUUUA
This is a messenger RNA of Aethalodelphis obliquidens (Pacific white-sided dolphin), 4423 nucleotides long. RefSeq names its product matrix remodeling associated 8 (gene MXRA8). The record is from RefSeq and is a predicted model, not a curated record. Gene Ontology annotation, cellular component: membrane; cell surface. Gene Ontology annotation, biological process: cell differentiation; cell adhesion. The coding region runs from base 2159 to 3544 and encodes 461 amino acids. The transcript has 10 exons. Lineage: Eukaryota; Metazoa; Chordata; Mammalia; Artiodactyla; Delphinidae.